This is a messenger RNA of Oncorhynchus kisutch (coho salmon), 4356 nucleotides long. It is a transcript of the gene trim33, whose product is annotated as tripartite motif containing 33. Gene Ontology annotation, cellular component: chromatin. The transcript has 22 exons. The record is from RefSeq and is a predicted model, not a curated record. Gene Ontology annotation, molecular function: zinc ion binding; protein binding. Lineage: Eukaryota; Metazoa; Chordata; Actinopteri; Salmoniformes; Salmonidae. The coding region runs from base 142 to 3837 and encodes 1231 amino acids.
AGCAUAAACUAGCUGGUAAGGGCUUAUCAGCACGACUGACUGAACCGAAUCCAUUCGUCUCCACACUCGACUCUCGGCUGCGUCAUCAAUUUGGGCACCAGGCGUGUGUCUGUAGCCUCUCCGGUUCAAAGAGGAAGGAAGAUGGCGGACAACAAAGGCGAAGAGGAUAUGGAGAGCGCUUCCAAAUUAAAUUCAGAACCACGAGGAGAGGAUAGCGAGGACCCCGAAUUGAAAGAUGUGAAUUCGGUGAUUGUCAUAGAGCCCGAUUCGAAAGAAGGAGAUGAUUUACUAUCCCAAGAGAAUAUUUCUCAGAUGCCUACACCCGCUAACGUUGGUGGAGGAGGGGACGCAAGCAGCAACAGCGCGGGCGCAGGGGGGGCAGGCAGCACAAGCAGUAGCCCAGUUGGGAACACCAAUGGGGGUACAACUGAGUCCUCGGGUGCUGGGGACAUUGCUGGAACCUCACCAACAUUCACAACCGAAAUGUCCCCACCGCCGACGGUUCCACCAGCCAACCCCGUCACCCCAAUAAACCUUAUGGAUACGUGCGCUGUGUGUAAACAAAGUCUCCAGACCCGUGACUGUGAACCCAAACUAUUACCGUGUCUUCACUCAUUUUGCUUGAAAUGUAUCCCCCAGCCAGAGCGACAAGUUACCGUACAGGUGCCCGGGCCGAACGGACAGCCAGACACCCACAUAGUGAAUGUGAUGCGGUGCAUAGUUUGUUGUCAAGACUGCAAACAGAGCGACAUCAUUGACAACUACUUUGUCAAGGACACUACCGAGGCCUCCAACACUUCAGAUGAAAAAUCUGCACUGAUGUGCACCAGUUGUGAGGACAACGCAGAUACCAUAGGCUUCUGUGCAGAAUGUGGAGAGUGGUUGUGCAAGACCUGCAUCGAGGCUCACCAGAGGGUCAAAAUCACCAAGGACCACAAGAUCCGCAAGAAAGAGGACGUCUCUGAGGAGUCUGUAAGUGCGUCGGGUCAGAGACCUGUGUUCUGUCCCGUCCACAAACAGGAGCCCCUGAAACUCUUUUGUGAAACCUGUGACACACUCACCUGUCGGGACUGCCAACUUCUGGAGCACAAGGAGCACAGGUACCAAUUUCUGGAGGAGGCCUUCCAGAACCAGAAAGGCUUCAUUGAGACACACAUGGCCAAAUUGCAGGAGAAAAAGACCUAUGUCCACUACUCUCACGCUCACGUGACAAGCAGGCUAAAGGAAGUUACUGAGACCCAUAGGAAGGUGGAGCAUGAGAUCAAGAUAGCUGUGUUUACUCUUAUCAAUGAAAUCAACAAGAAGGGCAAGUGUUUACUGCAGCAACUUGAGAGUGUGACUAAGGAGAGGAGCAUGAAGCUGUUUUCCCAGCAGACAGACAUCGCCAACCUGGCCAGGCAGAUCCUCCACGUGCUCAACUUUACCCACUCUGCCAUUAACAGCGGCAGCAGCACCGCCCUGCUUUACAGCAAGAGGCUGAUCAUCUACCAGCUGCGCAAGGUUCUGAAGGCUGGACUGGAACCAGUGCCUCAAGCUAAUGGUUCUGUUCGCUUUUUCUGUGACCCCACAUUCUGGGCUAAGAAUGUGGUCAACCUAGUAGGGAACCUGGUGAUUGAGAAGAUGCCCCAAGCUCAGCACCCUCCCAACAUUAUGGUGGGGCCCAUCUCCCCGGGCCAUGGCCACCCAGGCCACGGAAAACACCCAGGGCAGAUCAACCUUGCUCAGCUCCGGCUGCAGCACAUGCAGCAGCAAGCCUUCGCCCAGCAGAAACAACAGCAGCAGCAGCACCAACAACCACACCAGCAACAACAGCAGCACCAACAGAGGAUUCAGGAGCAGAUGCGUAUUGCUUCCCAAAUGUCCCAGCAGCACCCUAGGCAGGGUGGACCUCCGAUGGUACAGCAACAGCCCCCGCGCCUCAUCAGCAUGCAGGCCCAGCAGAGGGGCCCCAUGAACGGCGGUCCCCUCAUGUACCCCCCCCACCACAUGCGCCUGGCCCCGGGACAGGGCCGCAUGCCCAGCCCCAGCGCCCAGCCACGCAUGCCCAAUGGCCAGCAGUACCCCCCCAUGAUGCAGCCCCAGCUGCAGAGACAGCUGACUAUAGAUUCUGAGAUGAGCCACCACAGGUUUCGUUUGUUACAUCUAACAGGGCAUUCUAACCCAGGUCAUGCUGGACCCUUCCCAGUGGCCUCUCUCCACAACGUGAGCGCUGCCAACCCCACCAGUCCCACCAGUGCCAGCAUGGCUAGUGCCCAUGCCCACCGUGGCCCCGCCAGCCCCAUAGUGGGCGCCAUUGAGCUCAUACCCUCUGUCACCAACCCAGAGAACCUGCCCUGCCUACCAGACAUCCCUCCCAUUCAGCUGGAAGACGCAGGCUCCAGCAGUCUGGACGCCCUCCUGAGUCGCUGGAUCUCAGCCAGCACAUACCCUCAGCUGGGCUUGUGGCCCCCUGUGGACAUGAACCCCUCCCCGGGACUCUCCACACACUCACCUGGCUCCUCAGGCUUAUCAAACUCCCACACGCCCGUGCGGCCAUCCAGUACUUCCAGCACAGGAAGCAGGGGCAGCUGUGGCUCUGCGGGGAGGCCAGUGCCAGCGAGCGCCCCAAUGGAACAGCAGGUCAAAGUCAAGCAGGAGCCCGGAAUUGAGAAGGGCUGUGGCUUCUCUGGAACCACCACCUCCAACGUCAAAACGGAACGAGUGAAGGAUGGGGGGAGGAGCGCGUGCAUGAUGAGUAGUCCAGAGAUCAGCCGGACUCCCCCUCUCCCCGUGCUGGGCUCUGUGGCUUCCGCCUCCUCUGUCCAGGACGCCCUCAAGAAGUUGGGGGAGCACGUCAAAACUGAGCCCCAGGACCAGGAAGCCUGCAGCGGGGCCAACGGGCCUAGCAAAGCCCCUAGCACCAGCCCAUCCACUAAGGCCUCAGAUGCCCCGCUGACCAACAGCAAGGGAGCCGGGCCUGCUACCCUGCGAACUCCACGCACUGCAAUGGGGACCAACCAGAGCGGGGCGGGAGGGAAGGAUGAUGACCCCAACGAGGACUGGUGCGCCGUGUGCAACAAUGGGGGAGAGCUGCUUUGCUGUGACCGCUGCCCCAAAGUCUUCCACAUCACCUGUCACAUCCCCACCUUGAAGUGCUCCCCGAGUGGAGAGUGGAUGUGCACGUUCUGCCGGAGCCUGGCCAGCCCGGAGAUGGAGUACGAGCCUGACGACGAGCCUCGUGGCGAGAAAGACACCAAUGAGCAGGGCCUGAGUCCUGAGGACCAGAGGAGGUGUGAGCGUCUCCUGCUGAACGUUUUCUGCCAUGAGCUCAGCGAGGGGUUCCAGGAGCCUGUCCCUCCCUCUAUCCCUAAUUACUACAAAAUCAUCAAGAAGCCCAUGGACUUGACGCUGGUGAAACAGAAGCUACAGUUGAAGCACGUCCAGCACUACCAGAGCCCCAUAGAGUUUGUCUCGGACGUGCGCCUGGUCUUCAGCAACUGUGCCAAAUACAACGAGGAAUACGCCAGGACCCACAGCAAGGCCAUGGCUGCUGUUCAGAAUUCAACAGGCAGAAGCAGCCAGAUGUCUCGAAUAAUCCAGGUAUAUGAUGAGGAGAAACAGAGUAAUGUGCAGGCGGACUCGGAGGUGGCGCAGGCAGGGAAAGCCGUGAGUUUGUACUUUGAAGAGAGGCUGCUGGAGCUAUACCCAGACGAAAGUUUCCCUGAGGUACCAGAGGAGCCUGAGGCCCCUGUUGGAGAGGGAGAGGAGGCAGAUCUCACAGAAGACUCAGAGGAUGAGUUUGUGCAGCCUAAACGCAAGCGGUUAAAAACAGAUGAAAAGAUGCUUCACAUCAAGUGAGAAUCAGUGUUAAAAAAGGAAAAGAAAAGGUCAAGAGAAGUGAAAGGAUUUUGUCUUCCUCAUCUGAAAUGCAAGACCUAUUGUACACAUUUACGAGUUUUUCAUUUUUGCCUCUUUUACUUAUUGUAAAAUAGAAAUUAAAUUCGUCUGUAUCUGGCAAACUGGACUUUUUAAAGACAUAUUGGAAGUUCCACGCCUUCAUUUCUUUUGUGGGAAUUUAUGGAUGUUCAAGAAAAUGCUUGUACAGAUUUGAAAGUAUGUUUUGUUUGCGGUAGUCUUUUUUUUCUAUUAUCAUUUAUGAUAAUAUUUGUGAAACAUGCUUUAUAAAAUAUCCAAAACUCCCAUUUCCACUAUUAAUCUUAAUGUACUAUAAAGUUUGACAUUAAUUACCUAACAAGUAUUUGUAUUGUGUUUGAAAUAUUUUACCGGCUGUAAAUAAGAAAAACCAAAUGAGGAAAAACCAGUGGAUUGUUUGGUCUUUCACCAAUAAAUAAAAUAUGUUCAAAUAUUUACUGUCAA